Exophiala bonariae is the source of this 837-nucleotide messenger RNA. RefSeq lists its product as uncharacterized. Lineage: Eukaryota; Fungi; Ascomycota; Eurotiomycetes; Chaetothyriales; Herpotrichiellaceae. The record is from RefSeq and is a predicted model, not a curated record. The coding region runs from base 1 to 837 and encodes 278 amino acids. The transcript has 2 exons.
AUGGCUUCCACCACCAAAUAUCAGCCCGCGCCCCAGCGCGAUUCCCUUGACGAGCCUCAGACCUUCACCCAGGCACCUCCUAGUUACCAGACCGCGGGUCCUAGUGGUGGCAAUGACCAAGGAUAUGGAACUCCUCGAUCUGAGGACGAUAAUCUGCCAGAUGACUUCAAGUUUGGCGGUUCAGUGGCCGAAGCAACCCUCGACAUUCGCAUGUCCUUCAUCAGAAAGGUCUAUAGUAUUUUGACCGUCCAAUUGCUCCUCACGGCCGGUCUAUCGUCUCUGUCAUUCUUUUCCGACAACUAUCGCAACUGGAUCCAGUCCAACAGCUGGAUGAUGUGGUUGUCCCUUUUUGGUGCCAUCGGCUUCAUGCUGCUCACAUAUUGGAAACGCAAAUCAUACCCUACCAACAUGCUCUUUUUGGCAGGUUUCACAGGCCUCGAAGCAUACAGCAUUAGUGUCAUUACGUCCUUCUAUGAAAGCCGCAUUGUGCUUCAGGCAUUGAUCCUCACAGUGGGUAUCUUCAUCGGGUUGACUCUCUUCGCAUGUCAAACCAAGUACGACUUCACCAAUUGGAUGCCAUACUUAUUCGGUGCUUUAUGGGUUUUGAUCAUCUUCGGAUUCAUGGCUGCUUUCUUCCCAGGAGGAAAGACCAUCGAAUUGGUAUAUGGUGUCGGAGCCGCAUUGAUCUUCAGCGGUUACAUCCUGGUGGACACACAAAUGGUGAUGAGACAUUACCACGUCGAAGAAGAAAUUGCCGCCAGUAUCAGUCUGUAUCUUGACAUUCUGAACUUGUUCCUUGCUAUCCUCAGGAUCCUAAACAGCCAGAACAACAACUAG